This is a messenger RNA of Phytophthora nicotianae INRA-310, 1116 nucleotides long. RefSeq lists its product as hypothetical. Bases 1 to 1116 code for a protein of 371 amino acids. The record is from RefSeq and is a predicted model, not a curated record. Gene Ontology annotation, cellular component: extracellular region. The transcript has a single exon. NCBI's taxonomy places the organism in Eukaryota, Oomycota, Peronosporomycetes, Peronosporales, Peronosporaceae. Gene Ontology annotation, molecular function: polygalacturonase activity. Gene Ontology annotation, biological process: pectin catabolic process.
AUGAAGCUCACGCACGCUGCGCUCACUGCCUUCGCGCUCAUCGCCGCCGCUGUUAACGGCUCGCCCAUGCUGCGCGAAGAAGCCGAAGGCAACCCAGUCCAGCAGCAACAACAGGGCACCAGCACCUGUAACCUCACGGGCACGUACAAGAAGGGCACGGACAUUUCGCAGUGCAGUACUAUUACUAUCGGAUCUUUGAGUGUCCCUGCUGGCGUGACGCUAGAUCUCAGUCGAGCCAAGAACGGAGCUACCAUUCAAUUCUCGGGUACGACCACGUUCGGAACGCUUAAGUGGAACGGUCCACUUGUGACGCUAAGCGGAACGGACAUCACAGUGAAAGGCAACGGCAAACUGGAUGGACAGGGAGCCUGGUACUGGAAGCAGGGCCAGCAGAUCACCCGUCCGGUAUUCUUCCAGGUGCACAAGGUCAUUCACUCCACGAUUUCAGGCUUCACUAUCAUGAACGCGCCGUACCGCACGUUCAGUAUCGUUGACUCGAUGUACACGACUCUCACGGGCUUGACGCUUGACUCGAGGGCUGGCAACGGCAUCGCCACUAACACGGAUGGCUUCGAUCUUAGCUGCAAUGACCACAUCACCAUCACGGGUAACACGAUCUACAACCAGGACGACUGUCUAGCUAUGCAGUCCAGUACCAAUACGUUCUUUACGAACAACCACUGCUACAACAGCCACGGUAUCUCGGUCGGCUCGCUUGGUGGUAAUGCAGUUGAUAAGACUACUACCGUGGCGGGUCUUACGGUUCAGGGCAACCACAUCCACGACAGUGACAACGGUCUGCGCAUCAAGACCAUCAUCGGUCUAAAGGGUCUCGUCAAGGACGUCAAGUUCAUCGACAACAAUCUGUCUAACGUGAGGAACGCGAUUGUGGUGCACUCGGACUACAGCAAGUCCAAGGGUGGCUACACGGGUGCUGCUACCAGUCAGGCGCAGAUCACGGGUGUUACCGUCUCAGGCCUUACUGGUACAGCUACGAACCUGUACGACAUCGAGGUGAACCCGAAGGCGGUUUCAAGCUGGAAGUUCUCAGGUAUCCAGGUGAAGGCUGCGGCUAAGGGCAAGCUGAACGGUGUGCCUGGUGGCGUUGCCGUUUAG